Closterium sp. Yama58-4 is the source of this 1236-nucleotide messenger RNA. NCBI's taxonomy places the organism in Eukaryota, Viridiplantae, Streptophyta, Zygnematophyceae, Desmidiales, Closteriaceae. The record is from the annotation of a GenBank genome assembly.
AUGACACGCCUGCUGAGCUGGCAGACGAUGGCAUGGGUGAGUGGGGGCAGAUGGGUGAUGGGAGGGCAUGAAUGGCAUGGCCGCAUGGCACUGUGCACUGCUGCUGCUCCACCGAGUUCCAUUCCAUCCCGUUGCCCUCGCUGCCGGCCAACAUCGCCCCCUCCCAUGCUUCGCCCUGUGCUGCUCGAGAAAUGGGUGGUGGCAGGGGGCGAGGAGGGCGAGGAGGGCGAGGAGGGAGGACUGGAUGACUCAGUGCAUGUCUUCACGGCGCACACAAGCAGUGUGUACGCGGUGGCGUGCAGCCCACUCGCGGGCGGCCGAGUGGCAUCGGGUGGCGGGGACGACGUGGCGUACCUGUGGACCAUUGGGCACGCGGACGACCCCAUCAAGCUGGAAGGGCACGGGGACAGCGUGGCGGCGGUGGAGUUCAGCACGGACGGCCGGUGGCUGGCCACAGCGGGGAUGGACGGAGUGGUCAUGCUGUGGGACGCCGCCACGGGGGACAGGCGCCACCGCCUUGAGGGGCCCGGGGAGGCCAUCGAGUUCCUGACGUGGCAUCCACGUGGCGCAGUGGUAUUGGCGGGGUCGGAGGAUCUGACAGCGUGGAUGUGGAAUGCGGAGACGGGCGCAUGCAUGGCCGUCUUCACGGGGCACAGCGCAGGGGUCACCUGUGGGGCCUUCUCGCCUGAUGGGCGGGCGGUGUGGACGGGGUCAACAGACGGGUCGGUGCGCUGCUGGGACCCGCGUUCUGCCGCCACCACCGCCACCCUCCAAGGCCCAUUGUUCCACAGCGACGCCAUCACGUGUCUGGCCAUGGCGCCUCAGGGCGCAGUGGGCGCUGCUGGCUCUGCCGACCACACUACUGCGCUCUUCGGCCUGCACCAGCCCAAGGUGUUGGGCAAGCUGGAAGGGCACACGGACUCGGUGGAGGCCGUCGUCUUCAACCCCCUUCCCCUCAACCCCCACUCCCCCCCCCCUCUCUCCCCUCUCUCCUACGCCAUGCUUGCCACCGCAUGGCAGGACGGGGUGGUGCAGAUGCUGUGGGCGCCGGCAGCUCCGGUGCUGGUGACGGCGAUGGCAGAUGGAGCAGUGCAUGUGUGGGAUGCGCGCACGGGCGCCAUUCAGAAGACCCUGCGAGGCAACCGCCAUGCCGUGCUCUCCCUUUCCCUCACCCCGGACGGGGCCUUCGCUGUGACGGGGUCGGACGACCACACGGCUCGUGUUUUCCAGCUUUGA